Messenger RNA from Sceloporus undulatus (fence lizard), 699 nucleotides. RefSeq names its product proteasome subunit beta 11 (gene PSMB11). The record is from RefSeq and is a predicted model, not a curated record. The transcript has a single exon. Lineage: Eukaryota; Metazoa; Chordata; Lepidosauria; Squamata; Phrynosomatidae. Gene Ontology annotation, molecular function: threonine-type endopeptidase activity. Gene Ontology annotation, cellular component: proteasome core complex. Bases 1 to 699 code for a protein of 232 amino acids.
AUGGUGGUACCCCCACCGUUCUUGCUGCCCCAUGGCACCACCACACUAGCCUUCCGCUGCAGCCAUGGGGUGGUGGUGGCUGCUGAUACCCGCUCCUCCUGCGGCAGCCUUGUGUCCGAUCCGUCCUCCCGCAAGGUCAUCACGCUCCAUCGCCACCUCUUGGCAACCACAUCUGGAACCUCAGCUGACUGUGCUACCUGGCUCCGUCUCCUUCGUUCUUCCUUGCGCCUGAGGCAUCUGAAUGAGGGACGGCAGCCCAGUGUCGCAGGUGCAGCCAAGCUGCUGGCCCUUCUGUUACGAGGAUGCCACAGCAAAGAUCUGUGCGUGGCCACCCUGCUGUGUGGUUGGGACCACAAAGGACCCGGCUUGUAUUACGUCUACAGUGAUGGUACGUGUCUUUCUGGGGAUAUUUUCUCUGUCGGCUCUGGCUCCCCCUAUGCCUACGGCGCGAUGGAUGGUAGCUACUCCUACGAUAUGCCGUGCGAUGAGGCCUUCCUGCUAGCCCGCGAGGCUGUGGCUCACGCUGCCCACCGAGAUGCCUAUUCCGGAGGCAAUGUGGAUCUGUACCAUGUCCGGCCCAGCGGCUGGGUCUGUAUCUCACGGGAAGAUCUGGGCAAUGUUUACCGAGGCUUAAGGCCAAUGGUAGAAGACAUCGUGGAUGAUGAAGAAAACCAGCAAGGGGAGACCAGUGUGGAUUAA